Neohortaea acidophila is the source of this 897-nucleotide messenger RNA. Its product is annotated as beta-lactamase-like protein. The transcript has 3 exons. The record is from RefSeq and is a predicted model, not a curated record. The coding region runs from base 1 to 897 and encodes 298 amino acids. NCBI's taxonomy places the organism in Eukaryota, Fungi, Ascomycota, Dothideomycetes, Mycosphaerellales, Teratosphaeriaceae.
AUGGACAGCAGCGCAGACCUGGCCAUCUGUGUCGCCUGCGGCACUCAAUUCGACGUUCCCCUCUCCUCGCCACCGAAAAGCUGCAGAAUAUGCGAUGACCCCCGCCAAUUCGUCCCCCCAACAGGUCAAUCCUGGACAUCCCUCCACACCCUCCGGUCCAGCAAAGAAACCCACACCAACAAAAUCCACCCCGACUCGACCAACGCCUCCGUCCACUCCAUCAGCACGUCGCCCAAAGUCGGGAUCGGACAGCGGUGUAUCCUCCUCGAAACGCCGCACGGCAACGUCCUGUGGGACUGCAUUACGUACCUCGACGAUGCGACGGUGGACUUCAUCCGGUCGAAGGGAGGGUUGAAGGCGAUUGUCAUUAGUCAUCCGCAUUACUAUUCUACGCACUUGGUUUGGGCGGAGGUGUUUGGGUGUUCUGUUUAUUUGGCCGCGGAGGAUGAGGAGUGGCUUUGUAGGGAAGACGUCGGCGGGAGACGGAGAUUUUUGGGGGAGGAGAGCGUGAGGGAGGAGAUUGUGCCGGGGGUGGUGGCUGUCAAGGUUGGAGGCCAUUUUCCCGGGAGUUUGGUGCUGGGAUGGGAGGGGAGGUUGUUUAUUGCGGAUAGUUUUGUCACGGCACCGUCGGCGUAUUACCAUAUUGAUCGACCGCCCGGGACGACGAGCUAUGCUUUCAUGUGGUCGAUUCCGAAUAUGAUCCCUUUACCGCCUUCGGAAUUGCUGAAGAUGUGGAAGGCGCUGGAAGGGGUGGAGUUCGAAAGUACGUACGGGGCAUUCGUUUCGACGGAGGUGAGGGACAAAGGCUUGAAGGGAAGAGUGCUGGAGAGUAUGAAGAUUCAGACGAGAGCCAUGGGGCAUGAGAAGCAUGAGAUUCUGGAGCAGAGCUGGCCUUGA